AUGGUUGUUGCCUCCUCUUCUCCAACUCCUUCCAAUGUGCCGCACAACGCAGACAACCUUAAAUUAAUGACAAUGCCCUUACCAGUGAACAAAUUGUGGAACUCCUUGGGCUUUCCUGUAAGCUCAAGGUCCAAGACAGCUCUCAAGAUUGAUUUGCUGUCUACGAACUCCCCAAAGAGAUCUUGGACGACAUGGUCAACACUUCCCAUAAAUGACUCAACGCAAACAUCCUUAAACUCACCAAGGACUCCCUUACAUAUAACGGAGAAAAUUGGACAAAAGGAGGAGCAGUCAACAAAAUCUUUACUCCACAGCUUAAAAGACGCAGACAAGCUCAGGACAGCUGCCAGUCUCGCAACAGAAAUCUUUGAUGACAUCAAAGUCAUGGUCGAUGGAAAGCACAGCUCUCAAGACAUGCUUAAAAACAUCCUUGAGAAAACACGAUGCUUGACAAUCUUUGGCUACGUUACAGCACAGAAUGCAGAUGAAGACACUAAAGAGCUUGUCAUGCGAUCCCUCAAUCUCCCUUCAAAAGUCAAGUAUCUCGAAAAUGAAGAAGAUGAAGGGGACCGAGAACUGGUGCUCUCUUCCAACAUGGUCAAAAAAAUCCACCAGUAUGACUAUGAAGAGUCCAUUCUCAAAGCCGCCACUCAACCUCACUCAGGCAAUGCCAAUGGAUAUCAGUGUGGAGAAUAUAACAAACGUGGCCAGAGCUUUCACCAGGGCCAGGGUUUUCACAAUAGAUACCAGCAGUUGACACAACUACACAAUCACACCAGUGAUUGUACCAGUCUAUUAGGAUCACUAUUCAGUGCCUCUGAACGGGAUCCUACUGGGGGUUACUUGGGACGUUUUCUGAAAAAGGUGGUUAAGGAGGGUUCCCAGAUCCAAUGGACGAGGCCUCCACGCCCGUGGAGAAACAAACCAUUCAGUCUAUUAGAAGUGCGAGCACUUCAAAAUGGAAGAUGUUUCCACACUGAGAUAAAUGAUACUUCCAGACGAUUUAUUGACAAAAAUCGACCUGAAGGAUGCCUAUGUAGUGGUUCCUAUUCACUCAGAGUCUUGCCCUUUUCUCACCUUCCAACACAAGAGUACACAGGUCAUCCACCAGCUGACAUUGUUGGGAUUUAUAAUCAACUGGAAAAUGAGCGUUUUAACACUCUUGACGAAACAAGACUUCUUGGGGUUCACGUUCAACACGAAGAAAAUAAUGUCAACCAUACCAAAAACAAAAUUGAGCAAGCUCGAGUCUCGUCUCCAACAAGUCACAUCUCAAACCAGGACCUGUCAGUGGAUUACUUCUUUAUUGGGGAAGAUUACAUCUAUGAUUCCAGCAAUUGGGGAUGCGUUGCUCAAGAUCAGAUAUUUGCAAUAAGAUUUACCGAGAGCAUUGCAGACAAAUUCAGCAAAAUGGGAAGCACCGCGCAAGAUGACAACCAAAGCAAAAGAGGAAGCUCAAUGGUGGUGUACAUUGGCCGAAACCAAGAACGGAUUACCCAUACAGCCACCACCCGCUCCACUGCCAAGUGUCACAGUGAAUUUUUGACUAUUCUUUUUGCAGUAAAACUCCAUGCUUCAAAAAACAGAAACUCAACAAUCCAGAUUUUCUUGAACAAUAUCACAGUAAUCAAAUAUGCCUCAAAAUUGAUGGGUACAGCAUCCGCAAUUCUUCAACGCAUUGUCUUGGAAAUAAAAGAGAUAACUUGCAAGGUUCAAAUACAUCUCAAGAAGCUUCCUCAAAGAUUCUCCAAUGACAUAACCACCAAAUGGGGAAGAAUGUCAAUGGAUAUGUUUGCUGCACAUCACAACAACCGAUUACCAGGACAAAGUAAGGUCGGUGGUUCUGGUGAUAUCAGAUUGGUCAGUACAACACUGGUGGCCAAUAACCAAGUUCCAUCAGUAGACCUCUGUCAGUAUAAUAUCAAUGCUAUGGUCAACUUCUUGAUGGCCCAUCAAAAAGACUUGACUCAGUAUCUGAAUCUGAUGAGAUCAGCGGUUGCUUUGGUGUUUCGUGUUUUGUGGCCAGACAAACCAAAUCUUAUGAUGCAAGAACCAAUUGCAGCAUUUUUUAUGGCAAAGCAUAAGUCAGAGAUAAAACCACCAUCUUGCAAUCAAGACAAAAUUUGGUCACUGAAGUCCGUCCUCCAAUUGUUGAAUUCUUGGGACCUUACAGAUGAUUUAUCUCUUACACAACUCCAGCAAAAAACUGUCAUGCUACUUUGUCUUGCAACAAUGUGGUGUCCUCAAUCAAAUAUAGAGAUAAAACUGCUAGCAAGAGAACCCAAGGAGGACUUUUGGCUCAUUAUUCCAAAAGAACAUAUCUUGUUCCUCACGUAUCUAGAUACAGAAAAACUUUCAACUUCUAUCAAACUAGCCACAAUUGCUAACAUUGUCAGGAACACUUUGAUACAAUGCGAUGUCAGCACUACCAUAUUCAAUUCACAUUCAACAAGAGCUGCCACAAGUACUGCAGCAGUACAAGGUUGCAUAGAUAUAGUAGCCAUCAACGCUAAUCCUAGGGAGACGACGUUUCCAGAUAGGAGACGACGUUUUCAGGUCGGAGACAACAUUUUGAUUUUACCGGACCACAAAUCGUGA
Molecule: messenger RNA, 2598 nt
Organism: Phycomyces blakesleeanus NRRL 1555(-)
Lineage: Eukaryota; Fungi; Mucoromycota; Mucoromycetes; Mucorales; Phycomycetaceae
Exons: 13
Coding region: 1-2598 (865 amino acids)
Source: RefSeq, a predicted model, not a curated record